Molecule: messenger RNA, 1440 nt
Organism: Laetiporus sulphureus 93-53
Lineage: Eukaryota; Fungi; Basidiomycota; Agaricomycetes; Polyporales; Laetiporaceae
Product: DOT1-domain-containing protein
Exons: 5
Coding region: 1-1440 (479 amino acids)
Biological process (GO): DNA damage checkpoint signaling; DNA repair; regulation of transcription regulatory region DNA binding
Cellular component (GO): nucleus
Molecular function (GO): histone H3K79 methyltransferase activity
Source: RefSeq, a predicted model, not a curated record
AUGAUAAAUUCAGACUUUCGCGAUCCUGACGAUUCCGACAAUCGUUCAUUUGAAGUGCAUCCUACGAUAUACCCUAGUGUAGAACUAGAAUACCCAAACAGUGGUGCAAGCGAGAAGUUCGCUCUGCUGGUCCCGAAGGACAAGGAUCACUAUAACCCAAUUAUGUGUCUAGAAAACACAUUGCAUACCAUCUACAAACAUUAUUUGACUCCUAUCCAACAAUCAUGGUUCGGAACGCUACCAUCGAGUAAUCUGGCGGAUGACGAUAUCCCUGGACCUGCUUCAUUGACGGAGGCCGCUCUAGAGGCAUCAACCGCAUUAUUCCCGCCUCCAUCUGCACUCUCUGUCGCCUCUUCACCUGCAUCAUCUUCCUCGGAUUCUUCUACGGAUUCCUCAAGUUCCGCGUCGUCGAACUCAUCUGCAACUUCCAUAACUUCUGUAUCAUCAGUGUCUUCCAUCGCUUCGCUUUCGUCAAUCACCAAUCUAUCGCAUCACGCUAUUCAGAUCUCACCUACUGCUGCACCGACCGUUAAUUAUCUCCGCUUACUCCAGCGCGCCAUCAACAAGCGUGAUGGGCCGCUUUUUAUAAAGGUCAUGGAGGCUAUCAAUGCUCUCCUCCGGCUGCUCAAGUAUCCUCCGCUUCCCCCAGAUCCUUUUGAAUCGCCUCCGCCUAAUUGUUUCCCGGAUGUCGUGAAGUCAUGGACGAACAUUCCGAAAGAGGUGGUCACGCGCAUCGUUGACGAGACGUACCAACGUGCCGUCGGACCGCAUGUUGCAGAGCUGAAGCGCUACGAAGCGUUCUCCUCCGAGGUGUAUGGCGAGCUCAUGCCGGCGCUUGUCUCGCAGAUCAUCAACGAGACGGGCCUCGGUCCGGACUCGCUCUUCGUCGACCUUGGCUCCGGCGUGGGUAACGUUGUGCUGCAGGCAAGUCUGCAGACAGGAUGCAAAAGCUUUGGUAUCGAGAUUAUGCCGACGCCGGCCAAGAUUGCGCGCAGCCAGCUCGAGCAAAUCAGGAUACGCUGCCGCAUGUGGGGCGUCAAGAUGGGUGAGGUGGAGCUGGAGGAGGGCGAUAUGCUGACGAGCAGGAAGGUGGACGAGCUGGUCCCGCAGGCGGACGUAGUGCUCGUGAAUAACAAAGUGUUCUUGGAACCGCUCAAUGAAGCUUUGCGUCCUAAGUUCCUUGAUUUGAAGGAAGGCGCCAUCGUCGUCUCACUGAAGCCCUUCGUGUCCUCCUCGAGGCUUACUGAGCGCAAUCUAGAUGACAUAAGCGCAAUCUUCCAAGUCAAGGAGCGGCCAUAUUACGCCGGAAGCGUUUCCUGGGGGAAUGGCGGAGGUUCUUAUUACUUUCAUCGAGUAGAUCGCGAGGGGUAUGCGGACAUCAAGAAACGUUUUGAGAACUCUCGGACCACUCCAGCCCGAACUACUAGAUCGCGACGAUGA